CAUAUUUGGGAUUAUUCUCAUAGUGGUGGAUUCUCUGUACGAUUGGCUUCAGUAAAAGAAAGCUAGCUUAACUUAAAGUUAUCAUAGAUAACUCAAAGGGCUCAUUGUUAAAUUAACAGAGCAGGUGUUUUUUUGCAGGAUCCAAUACUUCAAAAACCCCAAAAAGGUGUUUUUUGUUGCUGUUGCUUUAAUAAUAAACGUAUUUCAAUAUAACACCAUAUUUUCUGCGAUCAACCUUUACACUGAUAAACGUUUGGGUGGAUAAUCUUGUGUUGAAUAUUUUGAUGUCUGUUGGUUUUUCAUAUGUCACAUGUUUUCUUCAGAGUUUACGUAACCAUGUCCAAGCGUACCUCGAGGUUUAGCACAUGGAACACGCUUACUACUAAAUCGGGUCCAUACCGAAAAAAGAAUGGCAGUAUCGCGUACAGAGCAAAACGUCCUCUGGUUAGACCCCGACAUCCGGGACGUCAACAGCAGCCGACACGGUACCCAGUGACCAAAAACCAAAAGGGUCUCUUAGAGCUGAAACUUGGUCACUACCACUUGACAGAUUUUCCGAAAGACGUUUUGAAUUUCACAGGUCUACAACACCUUGAACUAUCCCAUAAUGCUAUUCAAGAAAUUCCAGGGGCUAUCGGUAGAAUGCGAAGAUUGAAAGUUCUCUAUCUGCAAGAUAACAAAAUACUUCGCUUGCCUGAAACUCUUUCUAACUGUAUUCAUUUGGAGGAUAUCAAUUUGACAAAAAAUGAACUGUCGUCUCUUCCCCAAAACAUCGGAGCAUUAAAAGCGUUGCAAUCUCUUCGGCUUGGUGAGAACCGGUUUGAGACCCUACCACAUGAUAUCAGUCUUCUUGGGAACCUAAGAACCCUCGAUCUCCAUGGCAACCAUUUGUGGUAUUUGCCUUUUGCCCUAUCACUGUUGACCAAACUCCACUAUCUGAACCUUGCAGACAACAAGUUUGAGCACCUACCUCUUCCUGUCUGCCAUAUCGUUUCACUGAAAGCUCUUCAGCUUCGAGGUAAUGGUCUUUCAAACUUGCCACCAGACUUCGAUUCGCUGAAACAACUUAAAGAGGUAAAUCUGAGUUUUAACAAACUUCAAAUGAUACCAUCUAGUGUAACGAAUCUCCAUGAACUAAAAUAUCUUAAUCUCGCGGGAAAUAAAAUCCGCCAUGUUUCGCACCACUUUGCCACUAUUGCAAAACUGAGGGUGCUGCAUUUGCAAGGAAAUGAAAUAGAACAUUUUGCAGAAGGAUUUGUACACAUGCGCUAUUUGAAUGUGUCCGAAAACCGACUAUACGCGCUGUCAAUUGGACGGAUGAAAAAGCUGCAGCAUUUAAAUGCGAGUUUCAAUCAAAUGGACAACAUUCCGGCUGGCUUGUUCUCAUGUCAAAGAUUAGAAGCAUUAAAAUUAAACGGGAACAAACUACAAGUUAUCCCCCAUGAAAUCAUACAACUUCAGAAAUUGCGAGUAUUAGAUCUAGGGAACAAUGAACUGACAUGUUUUCCUCAAGUCAUCGACAAAAUGGUUAAACUAGAUUAUUUCAAUGUUCGAGGAAACUUCAUUAAGCAAAGAGAAGGGUCACCCAAGCAGGUCUGGCCUCAGAGUUUUUCAGUGACUGUAAAGAAAGACAAGGUUUCACCAAGAACGGGUAAAUCGCCACUCGCAAAUCAAAAACCUAAACCGGCAUUGUCUGGGAGCAGUCGAUUUGCCCAGAAGAAGCCAAGACAUGUACAAUCACAACACUUAGAUGAACUACUGCAAAAUGGGUUUUCUCUCCGCCAUAUUCAAAAUGGACACGAUUCUGUGAUGCACCACUAUGGAAGAGAUGACGAAACAGAUAGACAACCAACAAGACACAUUGUCGACAGACAUGAUACUAGGCUGGUGGCAGAAAGACCGGGUCCAUCUGCUGGAAGAGAGGCCAAGCACAAGAUAGAGCUCAAAGAUGGCUACAGCACUUUCAGAUCAACAGAAACUGAUUUUCAACUCCUGGGAAUAUGCAAUCAAGUUGAAAUGUUGCUCAACAAACAGCUUCUUCAGCCUACAACGUAAACAAUAUACAUAGUGGUGGUGAAAGUGAUGAAAAAUCACCACAAUCUUGGCAUCAUCUUAAAAAAUGAAACCGAUCGAGUGUAUGAAAUAUUUUUUUUUUUUUUACAUGAUCAUUCAAUGGUAUGCAAUAAGACUCUCAAGUUAAAAAGGCAUUGCAUGUUCUACCCCUCAUGUUCACUACAAAUGGACUUCUUCACUUCUUCCGGUUUUUGGAGGUAAUGCUUCUUAAAGGUUUCCAUGCAUCACAAACAUUUUGUAACUUUAUUGCUAUGUGGUUGCAAUUUGACAUUCAAUGCCUUGGUGAAAUAUAUGACAGAAAAUCAUAGUAUGGAAUUUUCUAUUUCAAGUCAAUGUACAUGUAGAAUAUAGACUGUAGACUACUUCUAUUAUAACAUAGACAUUGUAUUUGGCAAAAUUGCUGCACCAUGUCAAUUUGCUAGAACAGAAAGUAGUACUCACUACACACAGUAAAAACAGUUAUAGUGAAGCUCUAGGGUCAGCGAGAAACAGUUUGUAAUAACCAAACUUCCUUAUAUCCAAUAACAUUAUCACUAUUUUCUUAUCACUGAAGCUCUAGGGCCAGCCAG
This is a messenger RNA of Ostrea edulis (European flat oyster), 2642 nucleotides long. RefSeq names its product leucine-rich repeat-containing protein 1-like. Gene Ontology annotation, molecular function: protein binding. NCBI's taxonomy places the organism in Eukaryota, Metazoa, Mollusca, Bivalvia, Ostreida, Ostreidae. Bases 304 to 2055 code for a protein of 583 amino acids. The transcript has a single exon. The record is from RefSeq and is a predicted model, not a curated record.